Messenger RNA from Radiomyces spectabilis, 3922 nucleotides. RefSeq names its product P-loop containing nucleoside triphosphate hydrolase protein. Gene Ontology annotation, cellular component: intracellular anatomical structure; nucleolus. The transcript is spliced from 20 exons. The record is from RefSeq and is a predicted model, not a curated record. Gene Ontology annotation, biological process: maturation of SSU-rRNA from tricistronic rRNA transcript (SSU-rRNA, 5.8S rRNA, LSU-rRNA). NCBI's taxonomy places the organism in Eukaryota, Fungi, Mucoromycota, Mucoromycetes, Mucorales, Radiomycetaceae. The coding region runs from base 199 to 3708 and encodes 1169 amino acids. Gene Ontology annotation, molecular function: RNA binding; ATP binding.
UUGCACCUGACUGCCCAUUCGGGGGCGAUCACCGUUUCUCCACAAUGCUUUGGCGGAGAUUUCAACGGACUGGUUGCCUAAUUUUGGCAUGCAUCGUCACGCCGCUUGUUAUUAACAGUCACAGCGGUGCGAUUUUGGGUGACAACCUGCAAGAACAAUAGAUCUGAUCCGACCGAUUUAUAGAUCUCGUCAUUCAGCAUGGGAAAAGCACGCCCACGUUAUAACGAGAAAGCGCGCGCUUCUUCAAGAAAGCCAAAUCAAAAGCCACAUAAGCGGGCGAGAGAUGGCGGUCUUGGUUUCACUGAACAAGACGUCGCACCCGUUCCGAACACCUCAAAGACACCAGGUGAGGAUUCGAAUGCGUUGAUGAUUAUUCCCGGAGAAACGCCCAAAGAGAAAGAACCAGAGCCAGUUCAGAAAACACAAGCUCCCGACCCAAUGAGAUACAUGUCCAAGAAAAAGAGAAAGAAAAUGGAAAAGUACAUUGAACAAAAACUGAAAAAAGAAGCUCGAGUCGGUUUGAUGGAGCAGCUAUCAACGUCUUCGUGGUCUUCCGAUUUACUGAAAUCGUCGAAACUGAUCGGCCGAUCCGGUCAGACUCUGCGAGAACAGCUUCAUCAAGCCAUGUUGGAACAAAAGGCCGGCGUGCCCGUUACCCACUCGGACGUUCCUUUGUUUGUGGAGAAGGAAGUCAGCGAAGAGUUACCUGCCGAAUUAUCGACCGCCGCCGUCCAGAUGACGGUACCCGAUUCAGCAGAGACAGCAAAAACCGAAGUGGUGGCAGGUAGUGCCUUAAAACAAACUGCAGAUGGAGCAGCUCCAUCGUUGGUGAAACGAAAGAGAAAGAAGAAGAAGUCUACUAUUCCGGAAGCGGUGCGAAAGCGUUACAAAAAGAGAAAAGGGAUGGAAUCGGAUAGCUCGUUUGACAGUUCCGAUUCAGAGUACGACAGCGACAGCGAUCACGGUCCCAAACCCGAAGAAUCCUGGAAAUCGCAUUCGGAAAUUGCCAAGGAAAUUGAUGAAGGUCCUACAGCUUUGGAAGAAGUCGUGGAAGCAACCAAAUCUGUUACUGGGCCAGUCAUUCACCAGCAGGAAGAGGUGGACGAGAUCAAGCUUCAGUUACUGAAAAGCAAUAAAGAAGGUGAUCUCAGCACGGAUGCAGCAAAGCAUUUUUAUGUCACUGUCAACCGUCUUCCAGAGGUGCAAGAAGCACGCCUGAAGCUUCCAGUGUGUGGAGAAGAACAGGUUAUUAUGGAAGCUAUUCGCAAUAAUACCGUUGUCAUUAUCUGUGGUGAAACCGGUUCUGGUAAGACCACCCAGGUGCCCCAAUUUUUGUACGAGGCAGGAUGGUCUCAUCCUGACAGCGACAACCCGGGUCUGAUUGGUGUCACUCAGCCACGUCGUGUCGCUACCGUUAGCAUGGCCAAACGUGUCGCUCAUGAACUCAACUUGUCCGAAGACGAAGUAUCCUACCAGAUUCGUUACGAUGCUACAGUUUCCGAUAAGACUCGGAUAAAAUUCAUGACGGAUGGUGUUUUAUUGCGAGAACUGUCGCAAGAUUUGCUGCUGACAAAAUAUUCCACCAUCAUUAUUGACGAAGCCCAUGAACGUAACCUCAACACGGAUAUUCUCAUUGGUGUGGUCAGUCGUGUGUUGAAAUUAAGAGCUGAACUGAGUCGCGAAGACCGACAAAAGAUCAAGCCUUUACGUGUAGUGAUCAUGUCUGCCACACUUCGAGUCACUGAUUUUACGCAAAAUACGACCUUAUUUGCCACACCUCCUCCUGUUAUUAACGUGAAUGCCAGACAGUAUCCUGUAUCCAUCCAUUUUAACCGACGCACACCUGUGGACCACGUAGCAGAAACAUUCAAAAAGGUGUCGAGAAUUCAUGAACGGCUCCCGACCGGUGGCAUCUUGAUCUUUUUAACCGGACAAAACGAAAUCAAUCAAUUGUGUAAAAUGCUUCGUAAGAAAUACCCUGCACUUCCACCCAAGGCAACCAACCAAGAAAAGAAAGACGAGAAAGCAGCUGUCGACAUUGAAAAGAAGUCACUCAAAGCUCCUGCCGGCAAAGUGGAUAUGGAAGAAGAAGAUAUCGAUUUGGGAGAUGAAAAUUUUGAUGAAGAAGACUUUGAACUGGAUUCGGACGAUGACAGUGAUGAUGACUUGGGUUUUGAAGAUGAAGAGUUGGAAGACGUCAAAGAUGCACCUCUGCAUGUCCUUCCUUUAUACUCCAUGUUACCAACCGAAGCACAACUUCGAGUAUUCCAACCGCCUCCUGAAGGCACACGCUUGUGUGUCGUUGCAACCAACGUAGCUGAAACCUCAGUGACCAUCCCCGGUAUUCGCUAUGUAGUCGAUUGCGGCAAAGCAAAGGAGCGCCGAUAUGAUGUUGACACUGGUGUACAGUCCUUUGAAAUCGAUUGGACAUCCAAAGCGGCAGCUGAUCAGCGCGCUGGUCGUGCGGGAAGAACAGGACCUGGUCACUGUUACCGACUUUAUUCUUCGGCUGUUUUUGAUCACGAGUUUGCUCAGUUUUCCACGCCCGAAAUUGACCGUAUGCCGAUUGAAGGUGUUGUGUUGAACAUGAAAUCAAUGAAUAUUGAUAAUGUCGUCAAUUUCCCUUUCCCAACACCUCCACCGAAGGAAAAUCUGUUCAAGGCCGAAAAGCUUCUUGGAUACCUUGGUGCUAUUGAUAAGAAUACCAAACGCAUCACUGAUUUUGGUCAGACCAUGUCCCUGUUUCCUAUUACUCCGCGGUUUGCCAAAAUGUUGAUUAUAGGACAGCAGCAUGGUUGUUUGCCCUACGUCAUUGCUAUUGUGUCCGCUUUAUCUGUAGGCGAUCCAUUUAUUCAGGAUUACCACUUGGAUGAGCAACGACCUGGAGAAAGCGAUAACGAGGACGAUGAUGACCAAGAUAUUUCUCGGAGAGAAUUGCAGAACAUCAAGAAUGAGUCAGUUGCGGACAAGGAAAAACGCAAAUUAGUACGAAGGAAGUAUUAUCAAUCACUCCUGAAACACGCAGGAUUAGAUCCUACAAGCGAUAUCCUGAAGCUUUUGAAUGUCGUGGGCGCUUAUGAGUAUGCCGGUGCUACCGAGAAAUUUUGUGAAGAUAACUUUUUACGUAUCAAGGCCAUGGAAGAGAUUCGCAAACUCCGACGCCAAUUGACCAAUAUGGUGGUUUCAAAUUUCCCUGGCGUUGACCUGUGUGUGGAUCCCAAAAUGAAACCUCCCAGCUCGCUUCAGCUCAAGGUACUGCGACAAGUGAUUUCUGCAGGGUUCAUUGACUGCGUUGCGAUUCGUGCCGAUGUGCUUGAAACCGGCGGUGGCAAGGGGUUACGUUUCAAGAAUGCACGCAACGUUCCUUAUAAACUGAUGUGGAGCGAUGAAGAAGCGUUUAUCCAUCCCAAUUCCAUUCUUUAUAAUCAAGAACCACCGGCCGUGCUUGUGUAUAACGAACUGUUCAAAGGCACCAAAACCUGGUUAAAGGGGGUCACCACGGUCGAAUCGAAAUGGCUAUGCAAAAUUGGCAAAGAUUUAUGCACCUUUGGGCGACCACUCGAUUAUCCGUUGCCAAGAUUCGUUGGCGACAAAAAGGAUCGGAAAAUUUGUUACGUGGUGCCGAGUUUUGGACCCAAGGGUUGGCCAUUGGCACCUGUCGAAGUCGAACAACGUCGGGAAGGUACCCGAUGGGUUAUGCAAUUAUAACCAUUUUACGCCUGAAAAAUAUUUUUUCAGAGAAAAAAAUUCCCACCCAAUAAACAAGAGCAUGACAUUGUACAUUUACAGCAUUGUAUGCGUUCAUCUUGCUUGGUUCCUGUUUGUUGCGUAGCCAGGAAUGGCGUCAUCAGAGGGGUUUUUGCACUUUCUUUUUUUUUGCAGCAUAAAAAGCACUUUACCUGACUCGUUGUCUCACUUUCCU